AUGAAGCCCUGGUCCACUCUUUUCGUUCUAUUCUCUGUCUUCUCCGGGGUUUUCGCGGCGAAGCCCUCGGUUGACAAGUUCCAAAAAUACCAUGCACUCUCGCGCUCUGGCCCUGUUGAUUUGGAUAGCGCCUCAUUUGGAGAGCUAACUACUGCCCCUCGCGAUUACUAUGCCGCAGUGAUUCUUACAGCUAUGGAUGCCCGCUAUGGGUGUCUGAUGUGUCGGGAGUUUGAUGCAGAGUGGGAUUUGAUCUCUCGAAGUUGGAAUAAAGGAUCCAAGCUUGAUGGCUUAAAGGUGGUCUUUGGUACCUUGGAUUUUGACCAUGGAAAAGCAGUCUUCCAAAAGUACAUGCUUCAAACCGCCCCCGUCAUUCUUCUGUUUCCUCCGACCGUCGGGCCCUUUGCGAAGAUCGAAGCGGAACCAGAAAGACUUGAUUUCACGGGACCGAUGUCUGGCGACCAGCUCUACGCAUGGAUCACUCGGCACCUACCCGACGGGCCUAAGCCCCCCUUGGUUCGACCUGUGAAUUAUAUGCGCAUUGUCUCCGGAAUCACUAUCCUGAUGGGUGCUGUCACUUUGUUUACGGUGCUCUCACCAUACGUGCUGCCAAUCAUUCAAAAUCGGAAUCUCUGGGCCGCUGUCAGCCUGAUUGCCAUCCUUUUGUUCACCAGUGGUCAGAUGUUUAAUCACAUUCGGAAAGUUCCAUACGUUGCAGGAGAUGGUCAAGGGGGCAUCAGCUAUUUCGCAGGAGGGUUCCAGAACCAAUUUGGCAUGGAAACUCAGAUUGUGGCUGCCAUCUACGCCGUCCUUGCCUUUUCGACAAUUGCACUGGCAGUGAAGGUCCCCCGAAUGGAAGAUGUCAAGGGGCAGCAGUUGGCUGUUUUGAUCUGGGGAAGCGUCAUCUUUGGGACAUACAGCCUACUUCUCAGUGUGUUCAAGACCAAGAACGGUGGCUACCCCUUCUUCCUGCCUCCAUUUUAG
Penicillium angulare is the source of this 981-nucleotide messenger RNA. RefSeq names its product OST3/OST6 family protein. Lineage: Eukaryota; Fungi; Ascomycota; Eurotiomycetes; Eurotiales; Aspergillaceae. The transcript has 4 exons. The record is from RefSeq and is a predicted model, not a curated record. The coding region runs from base 1 to 981 and encodes 326 amino acids. Gene Ontology annotation, cellular component: oligosaccharyltransferase complex.